Molecule: messenger RNA, 1061 nt
Organism: Pseudonaja textilis
Lineage: Eukaryota; Metazoa; Chordata; Lepidosauria; Squamata; Elapidae
Gene: SLC7A6OS
Product: solute carrier family 7 member 6 opposite strand
Biological process (GO): developmental process
Source: RefSeq, a predicted model, not a curated record
UGCGCGGUAGAGCGGCCUGGUCCGGUUGCCAUGGAGACAGCCGCCGUGCUGCGCGUAAAGAGAAAGCGCGGUGGGUCUUUGCCGGCCGAGGCGCUGGUCCUUGCCUGCAAGCGUUUCCGCGGGGAGGCUGGGGCUGCUGCCGAGGCCGCCACCUCCUCCUCCUCUUCGCCCGGAGAGGGCGAGGUGGAGAAGACUCUCUUCAAGUUGGUAGCCACCGUAAACUCGGAGGCUGAACCUGUUGACAAAUACAUACAAGAAGCUUUUACCCAACAGAAAGGAGGCCGGAUCCUGCGACCUGCUCUAGGGAGCGCUCAAAGAAUAAUUCAGGAUCUUCGUUCUUCAAAGCAAGCCAAAAGGCAGGAAAGCCGUUACCGCCUGGUCACUAGCCUCCGUCCAAAUCUCAGUGAUGGAGAAAAUGCUGCUCUCAGAGCAAAUGAGAAAGAAUCUGAUGAAAAGAAACAGUCUUCUAUGUCUGAGAAAGACAAAAAUGGCAGCACCUCAGGCUGCUGUAGAGACUUUCAGUUCUUUGAUAUUAUACAGGAGGAGGGUGUGGAAAACGAUACACCUUCCUCCCAUUUACAGAAAUCAGAUCCAGAUGUGAUUCUCUGCAAUUCUGUAGAGAUGAUUCGUGAACGUUUAACCAUAACUGACAAUGGUAAAGAAGCAGAGGAUUGCUUAAAUAAAGAUGAAUACGUCUAUGAUAUUUACUGUACGGAAACAGCUACUCCUGGGUGGAUCGAGAACAUUCUCUCUGUACAACCUUACACCCAAGACUUUGACUUGAUGGAUGAGGAGCACCUCCCUGAAGAAACCUAUGAAGACGAAGAUGAUGAGAAUAAUGAGAACAACUGGCGUAAUGACUAUCCAGAUGAAGAUGAAUUUCUAGAUGAAGAUGAAGAAUCAGAAAAAAACAGUGGGGACACCAGUGAUGAAGAUUGUGGAUAUAUCAGGCGAUCAUGGGAGAAGUAUGAAUCUGAAGUCCUGCAGGAGUUUGAAUAUGAUGGAGUCAAGGAACUGGAUUCCGAGUAGCUUGCAGAAUCUUUUGUAUUCCUGAGAUUGCU